This is a messenger RNA of Adineta ricciae, 903 nucleotides long. The record is from the annotation of a GenBank genome assembly. NCBI's taxonomy places the organism in Eukaryota, Metazoa, Rotifera, Eurotatoria, Adinetida, Adinetidae.
AUGAAUGUCUUCACAUUCGAUAAACCUGUUGUGUCGAUUCAAUGGAAUCCUGUUUUGUCAUUGUUGGCUGUUGCAACAGGAACACAAAUUGUUAUGAUCAAUCCGAAAUUAGGCGAAAAUGCAAAAGUGAUUUUUACUGAUGAAUUUAUUAAACAAUUAACGUAUGAAUCAUCAACAAAUGAUGAUUGUCAAUGGACAAAAAUAUCGGAAGAAACAGAUAAAUACAUUCGCUUAACAGUUACACAUUCGAUACCAAUUCGUCAAAUCGAAUGGCAAGCGCGUGGUGAUUAUCUUGGAUGUGUCGCAGCGCCACGUUCUGAUCAAUCACAAUCGAAAUCUAUCUGCAUACAUCAUCUCUCCAAAGGACGUUCUCAGUAUCCAUUCAAACAGUUGAAAGGCGCCGUACAACACGUACGAUUUCAUCCAACAAAACCGAUAUUUGUCAUUGCUACACAACAUUCAAUCAAAAUCUAUCAUCUAUUGAAACAACAAUUAAUUAAGCGUCUGUACGUGAACACGAAAUGGAUAUCAUCGAUCGAUAUACACCCAUUAGGCGAUAAUAUCUUAUGUGGUGGUUAUGACUCUAAAAUUAAUUGGUUUGACUUAGAUUUAUCUGUUAAACCAUAUGAAACAUAUCGUUAUCAUAAACGCGCCAUACGUUGCGUUCGUUAUCAUUCGAAAUUGCCAUUGUUUGCUUCGACAAGUGAUGAUGGAACAUGUAUUAUUUCACAUUGUUCAGUUUAUUCUGAUCUAUUGAAAAAUCCAAUGAUUGUACCAGUGAAGAUCUUACGUGGACAUCAAUUUAGUAAUGAUCUGUCAAUGUUAGAUUGUGUAUUUCAUCCAACACAACCGUGGAUAUUUACAUCCGGCGCUGAUUCAACGAUACGUUUGUUUACAAAUUAA